CUUGCGGAAGUCCAUGCGCCAUUGGGAGAGCCACGGCCGCUGCUCUGUGCCCUUGUUGCCCAGCGCCUUAACCUGGGUCCUUCCCGGACCGGAGCGGGACUGGGGCUGACAGCAGGGCUCCCGCGUGGCCCUCCCGGCGCCUGUGUGACCUUCCCGCUGGUGGGAUGUGGCGACUACGGCGGGCCGCCGUGGCCUGUGAGGUCUGCCAAUCCUUAGUGAAGCAUAGCUCUGGAAUAAAAGGAAGUUUACCACUACAAAAACUGCAUUUGGUUUCACGAAGUAUUUAUCAUUCGCAUCAUCCUACCUUAAAGCUUCAAAGACCCCAGUUAAGGACAUCAUUUCAGCUGUUCUCCACUCUAACUAACCUUCCUUUACGUAAAUUGAAGCUUUCUCCAGUUAAAUAUGGCUACCAGCCUCACAGGAAUUUUUGGCCAGCGAGAUUAGCUGCAAGGCUCUUAAAACUUCGAUAUAUCAUCCUAGGAUCUGCUGUUGGGGGUGGCUAUACAGCCAAAAAGACUUUUGAUCAGUGGAAAGAUAUGAUACCUGACCUUAGUGACUAUAAAUGGAUCGUGCCUGACAUUGUAUGGGAGAUCGAUGACUAUAUCGAUUUUGAGAAAAUUAGAAAUGCCCUUCCUAAUUCAGAAGACCUUGCAAAGUUGGCCCCAGACUUUGACAAGAUUGUUGAGAGCUUCAGCUUACUGAAGGACUUUUUCACCACAGGUCACAAAUUGGUUAGUGAAAUCAUAGGAGCUUCUGACCUACUUCUCUUGUUAGGUUCACCUGAAGAAACGGCAUUUAGAGCAACAGAUCAUGGAUCUGAAGGUGACAAGCCCUAUAGAAAGGGUCUGCUUGGUGAGCUCAUUCUCUUACAACAGCAAAUCCAAGAGCAUGAAGAGGAAGCACGCAGAGCCAGCGGCCAGUAUAACACGAGCUAUGCCCAACAGAAGCGAAAGGUUUCAGACAAAGAGAAGAUUGACCAACUUCAAGAAGAACUUCUGCGUACUCAGUUGAAGUACCAGAGAAUCUUGGAACGGUUAGAAAAGGAGAACAAAGAAUUGAGAAAGUUGGUAUUACAAAAGGAUGACAAAGGCAUCCAUCACAGUAAGCUUAAGAAAUCUUUGAUUGACAUGUAUUCUGAAGUUCUUGAUGUUCUCUCUGAUUAUGAUGCCAGUUACAAUACACAAGACCAUCUGCCACGAGUUGUUGUCGUUGGAGAUCAGAGUGCUGGGAAAACUAGCGUGUUGGAAAUGAUUGCCCAAGCUCGAAUAUUCCCUCGUGGCUCCGGCGAGAUGAUGACACGCUCUCCGGUUAAGGUAACUCUCAGUGAAGGUCCUCACCAUGUGGCCUUGUUCAAAGAUAGUUCUCGGGAAUUUGAUUUAACCAAAGAGGAAGAUCUUGCAGCAUUGAGACAUGAAAUAGAACUCCGAAUGAGAAAAAACGUGAAAGAAGGCUGUACCGUCAGUCCUGAGACCAUAUCCUUAAAUGUAAAAGGCCCUGGGCUACAGAGGAUGGUCCUUGUUGACUUACCUGGUGUGAUUAACACUGUGACAUCAGGCAUGGCUCCUGACACAAAGGAAACUAUUUUCAGUAUCAGCAAAGCAUAUAUGCAGAACCCUAAUGCCAUCAUCCUGUGCAUUCAAGACGGCUCUGUGGAUGCAGAACGCAGUAUCGUUACAGACUUGGUCAGCCAAAUGGAUCCUCAUGGAAGAAGGACGAUAUUUGUUUUGACCAAAGUAGACCUGGCAGAGAAAAAUGUGGCUAGUCCAAGCAGGAUUCAGCAAAUAAUUGAAGGAAAGCUCUUCCCAAUGAAAGCUCUAGGUUAUUUUGCUGUUGUAACAGGAAAAGGAAACAGCUCUGAAAACAUUGAAGCUAUAAGAGAAUAUGAAGAAGAAUUUUUCCAGAAUUCAAAACUCUUAAAAACAAGCAUGCUAAAGGCACACCAGGUGACUACAAGAAAUUUAAGCCUUGCUGUCUCAGAUUGCUUUUGGAAAAUGGUACGAGAGUCGGUUGAACAGCAGGCUGAUAGUUUCAAAGCAACACGUUUUAACCUUGAAACUGAGUGGAAGAAUAACUACCCUCGCCUGCGAGAACUUGACCGGAAUGAACUGUUUGAAAAAGCUAAAAAUGAAAUCCUUGAUGAAGUCAUCAGUCUGAGCCAGGUUACACCAAAACACUGGGAGGAAAUCCUUCAGCAGUCCUUGUGGGAGAGAGUGUCAACUCAUGUGAUUGAGAACAUCUAUCUCCCAGCUGCACAGACGCUGAACUCAGGAACGUUUAAUACUACAGUGGACAUCAAGCUCAAACAGUGGACUGAUAAACAGCUCCCUAAUAAAGCAGUAGAGGUUGCUUGGGAGACCCUACAAGAAGAAUUUUCCCGCUUCAUGACAGAACCAAAAGGAAAAGAACAUGAUGACAUAUUUGAUAAACUUAAAGAGGCUGUUAAGGAAGAAAGUAUUAAACGCCACAAGUGGAAUGACUUUGCAGAAGACAGCUUGAGAGUUAUUCAACACAAUGCUUUAGAAGACCGGUCCAUAUCUGAUAAACAGCAGUGGGAUGCAGCUAUUUAUUUCAUGGAAGAGGCUCUUCAGGCUCGUCUCAAGGAUACUGAAAGUGCAAUUGAAAACAUGGUGGGUCCGGAUUGGAAAAAGAGGUGGCUAUACUGGAAGAAUCGGACCCAAGAACAGUGUGUUCACAAUGAAACCAAGAAUGAACUGGAGAAGAUGUUGAAGUGUAAUGAGGAGCACCCAGCUUACCUUGCAAGUGACGAGAUAACCACAGUCCGAAAGAACCUUGAAUCCCGAGGAGUAGAAGUAGACCCAAGUCUGAUUAAGGAUACUUGGCACCAAGUUUAUAGAAGACAUUUCUUAAAAACAGCUCUAAAUCAUUGUAACCUUUGUCGAAGAGGCUUUUAUUACUACCAGAGGCAUUUUAUAGAUUCUGAGUUGGAAUGCAAUGAUGUGGUCCUGUUUUGGCGAAUACAGCGCAUGCUUGCUAUCACCGCAAAUACUUUAAGACAGCAACUUACAAACACUGAAGUCAGACGAUUGGAGAAAAAUGUGAAAGAAGUAUUGGAAGAUUUUGCUGAAGAUAGCCAAAAGAAGAUUAAAUUGCUUACUGGUAAACGAGUUCAGCUGGCUGAAGACCUCAAGAAAGUUAGAGAAAUUCAAGAAAAACUUGAUGCUUUCAUUGAAGCCCUGCAUAAGGAGAAAUAAAUUGUAUUAUAAUUUCACUCAUAACUGGCUCCGCAUAUGUAUGAAGAAAGAAAAUUCCUCCCAAGUCCUUUGUCCUGCCUCUUGUUUUUCUGCUGUUCCACUCGCCUUUCUAAACAUACAAUAAAGUCAUGGGAUAAAAAUCAUGUGUGCGUGCUAGAGACGCCUUAACCACCAGCUGGCCUUUGAAUGGAAGAGCAGUGGAAAUGGCAUUCACAGCCUGCUUUAUUGUAUUGAAGUGACAAAUCAGGAUAAUAUAAGUGCUAUGGCCAUUACGUUUGGUGCCCAAAAUGAGAGACUUACUCUCCUGCUUGCUGUCUCGUUCAUGGUGGCGGCACUUAGUACAGCUCACUCAUUAACUGAUAUUACCUGAUGUCAGUUUCUUUUCCAGAAAAAUAAUGCUACGUGUUGUGAAAUAAAACUUAACAUUUUUUUUUAAGUUAUCAGUUGUAUAUAAAAUGAUGAUAACCUGCUAAGUUGUUGUCUGUAUCUGUAAUGUUCUGUACCUAGGAGCUAUUCAGCUGUGAUAAUUCAGUUUAUAUUCACCACGUGAAAUAAAACUGGUUAAUGGAAGAACCUCUCAAACAGGCUAAUUUGAUGGUAAUAUUCAGUCCUAGAGAUUUCAACCCUCCACUGACAGCUGCAAAGCUAAGUUGGUAGCAGUUUACUGGUGUGUUUCAGUUGAUGAUUUUGUACUUUCUGUAUCCAUUUGAAAUCAGUUUAUUUUGGGUGUUGUAUACUUGAGUUAGACUUUCUGUUAACAGUGGUUUUUUUUUUGUUUUGUUUUGUUUUUUAUUGUUUUUCUGUUGACAGAGCCAUUGGACUAUGGCCCAGGAUGGGGAAGAUUAGGAUAAUCAAUUCAUUCAUUUUAUUUAGACUAUUCUCAUUCAUUUGAGCUUGGCCAUCAGGAGAAGGCUUUCUUUCCUAAGACUUUAUUUUAAAUAGACGUGAUUUCAACAGUUAGAAUAAUGUUAAACGUCCUCUCUUAGCUAAGUGUUUAAAGAAAAAUUUUAAAGUUUAAUUCAUUGAAGUUCAAUUAUAUGAAUACCCUCACAUCAUUUUCAUGUAUUUUAUAUAAAUUUUUUUUUUUAUUGGCUAAAGGACUUUAAAGCAAAGAGAUACACCAUUUUGACUUAAAAUGUUUUUCUCGUUGAGCUCUGCUCUAUGAGCCUUUUCAUACAGCACUGGGGUAUUAUAAUAAAAUUGGCCAUCAUGUGACAGUUUUUAUUUUACAAUUUACUGCAUACUCCUUUUCUUGGAGUUGUUUUUGGUAACAGUUCCCUUGCACCCCCCCGCCCUUUUUUUUUUUUUUUUUUUAAUAAACAUCAAUACAUUCUUUAUUGUCAUUUCUUAAGGUCUGGCGCUCAGUAUACAAAGUUGAAGGACAUCCCAAAAUAUUUCAGAAGUUGACAGUUCACUCCAACUGAGUAAAUACUUGUUUUAUGCUGUUUAGUAAAAGUGGAUCCACUUGUAAGCAACUAACAGCAGUAUACGCUGUCACCUGGUAGAUAGCGCCUAGUCGGGAACAUUUUGUGCCGCUUUUAUGCCUGAGGACAGUAGUGAACAGAAAGGGAGCAGAGCUCCCUAAAGCUCGGCAGGAAGAUUAGGACAUGACUCACCAGUUAAAAAAUCCCUCACCAGUGAGUUGGAACUGACUUGACAGCAACGGGUAGACAGACAGUUUACCCACAGGUCAACCCCCUCACAGAAGCAGACAACAUGUAACGUUAAUGAGUUCUUUUUUGCGGUUGUAAAACACAACCACUUUACAACUGCACAUCUAUGUCUAGAGAAGAAAGAACAUAGGACCAUAUUUAUUUCUGUGAGCUAUGGCCUAGAAAAAAUCACCUCAGCUGUACAGUUGUACGGAUUGCUCUCAAGCAAAAGGCUAAUGACGGAAGUUGGUACUUUGAGCACGUCGCUUUGUACAAAAAGGUUUCAAGGGGGAGAAUCUUCAUUUCUUUGAAGAGAUCAGAAUUGUAAUUUAAAUAUAUAAAUAAAUUACAUAGAUUAAUAUUAUUAAAAAUUUCAUUGAGCCCAGAUUCCUCCCCUCCAAGUAACAUAGCUUCUUGCAGGGAUUAUAUAUAUAUAUAUUCUUUCUUUGUAGCUGAUCUCGUAUUAAGCAUACUUUUUUUUUUUUUUGAAAGCUAGGUAUUUAUUAAAUGCAGAUGACAUUGAAAGAAAAAAUAAAAUCCCAAUUGUCAACACUAACCCCGUGUGUGGUGCCUGUAGUUCCAAAAUUAGAAGUGAUCUAAAUUUAAAUCACAAAGGCCAUUUCAGAUACUCAAUAUACAGAAGUUAAAUUCUAACUAGAACAGGAAUCAUGUUUUUCUAUUUGCAAAGAAUGGAGUGAGCACAGCUCGGUAUUGUAAAUAGAUGAUGUCCAACAUUUCUUGAUCAGAGUAUCAGUUGAAAAAAUCAGAAUAUGGAGGUAGGGCAUAAACGACCGGAAACUACUACUUUUGUUACAGGUGGGGCAAACAGCCUUUCUCAGUAGCUUUAGUUUUAUUCUUUCUUCUUUGUAUUACUCCGGUUUUCCAGGCUUUAAGCCAACAGCCUCCUUCGCACAAAUAAUGUAGCCUCCAAGAUGCAAAUGAGCAGCGUAAGCCCAAGCAGGGAACAUUGUCCGAUGGUGCUUUCUAACCUCACAACUUGGGAGUUUUACCCGUGAUGACAAGAUCCGGAGUGUAGGUUUAAAAGGUUAACCACUUAACUAGUUAAUAAUUUUAGAUGUAUGUUGGGUGUGUUUAUCUGUGAAAAGAGAUGUGUGUUAGUUUUCCAAUAAAGGGGAUCCAAGCAGUGGUUUUUAUCUCAUUUCUCUAAGCUGGUAUGGACUAUGGUUUAGCAGGACAAAAAUGUGCUUUAAAAUACGCUUUCGUUUCGAACAGUCAUCGUCACUGUGUGUUAUUUAAAUAUUUAAAGCUUGUUUUCACUUGUGCGCUGUGAAUGAACUUUGUAUCAUUUUUUAAAACCUUCCUACUCCCUGCAGAUGUUAUUGCAACUUCUAUUUUGCUUGUGCUUGAUCUAAGGUCGUUUGUCUAGAUGAAUAAUUAAAAACUAUUUAAACCCCA
Loxodonta africana (African savanna elephant) is the source of this 6280-nucleotide messenger RNA. It is a transcript of the gene OPA1, whose product is annotated as OPA1 mitochondrial dynamin like GTPase. Lineage: Eukaryota; Metazoa; Chordata; Mammalia; Proboscidea; Elephantidae. Gene Ontology annotation, biological process: mitochondrial fusion. Gene Ontology annotation, cellular component: mitochondrial membrane; cytoplasm; microtubule. The record is from RefSeq and is a predicted model, not a curated record. Bases 165 to 3212 code for a protein of 1015 amino acids. Gene Ontology annotation, molecular function: GTP binding; microtubule binding; GTPase activity. The transcript has 31 exons.